This is a messenger RNA of Epinephelus lanceolatus (giant grouper), 2300 nucleotides long. RefSeq names its product store-operated calcium entry regulator STIMATE-like. The record is from RefSeq and is a predicted model, not a curated record. Gene Ontology annotation, molecular function: calcium channel regulator activity. Gene Ontology annotation, cellular component: cortical endoplasmic reticulum; nucleus; membrane. Lineage: Eukaryota; Metazoa; Chordata; Actinopteri; Perciformes; Serranidae. Gene Ontology annotation, biological process: chondrocyte differentiation; chondrocyte proliferation; tissue regeneration.
GGCAGGGAAGCAGCUGGAUGUACGCGAGCCGUGACCUGCAAUUAUUCAUAUUCAGUUUUUUUAUGUGUUCAGAUUAGCUGUUUUAAAUGCGUUAAUGUCACGAGGAACCUAUGAACCCACUGUUUUCAACGCCUGAGCGGAAAUAUAAGUUUGCUAGCCCGGCGUUAGCAUAACGGAACUGAGUAGUUAGCUUGGGAGCUAGCUAGGUAGGUAAUGAUAGCAUCUCAGCCGCUGGAGCCCCUCUCUUUCUUUACUAUGAAGGUUUGUCUGUCGGCCAAAUGUCACGUAUAGUUGACCUGCACCGUACGACACCUUUCAUAUGAGUCUUAAACUGGUUUUGUCUGUUUUAGUAGCUGCAUGACACCAGUUUAGCUCAUACUAACGCUAGCUUGCAUAUCCCGGUGAAGAUUGGUCGAGCUAGGAAAUGUUCCUGGACCUUACAAACUAGCUAUUGAUUUCUAAUGUUGCAGUGUGAGGACCUAGUCAGUCACAGCUACGUAGCACGUCACUGCAACUUCUAGUAACCUUUUUGGGCGACGGGUUUACGUCUCUUAUGACAAAAACAGCCAUGACUGCUGCGUGGAUGUGUGAAGCAGGAGAAUGAGUGGGCGCCUGGAAGGUAGAGGAUGCCACCAUCUUUCACCGAAGACUGUCCAGCCUAACACAUCGAUUAGCUGACCAACUGCUGGAGGAGGACUGGGAAGCACACACUGUGUAUGUGUGUGUGUGCGUGUGUGAGAAGCUACUGCUCUCGGCUAUAUCAGUUAGUCUCGUUCAGCUCUUCUGCCCCAUGGCUGCUGUUAGUGGUGUCAACAUGCUGUCCCAGCUCGGGGACGUGGCUUUGGCAGGUCCAGGAGUCGCAGGGCUGCCCGCUAUGUCCUUUACCAACACGUCGGUGUCUGCCAGUCCGACGCCGGGUGCUGAUACCAGGGGGUGCGAGAAUGGCGCCUUGAUGGACUCGUUUGGGAUUUUCCUGCAAGGACUCCUGGCUGUGAUGGCUUUCAGCACGCUGAUGUUGAAACGCUUCAGGGAGCCAAAACAUGAGAGGAGACCCUGGAGGAUCUGGUUCCUGGACACCUCAAAACAGGCCAUUGGGAUGCUGUUUAUCCACUUUGCUAAUGUCUACUUGUCAGAUCUCACAGAGGAGGAUCCUUGCUCACUAUACCUCAUUAACUUCCUGUUGGAUGCUUCUCUUGGCAUGUUGCUGAUCUAUGCUGGAGUGAGAGCCGUCAGCGCUGUUGUAGAGUGGAGGCAGUGGGACUCACUGCGCUUUGGAGAAUACGGAGAGCCAGUGCAGUGCACAGCUUGGUUGGGCCAGUGUAUCCUCUACAUCCUCAUCAUGAUGUUUGAGAAAGUCCUCAUCAUGUUGGUCCUCCUCAUCCCCCAGUGGAAGAAGCUGGCUCUCCUCAACCCCAUAGAGAAUCCCAACCUGGAACUGGCCAUCGUCAUGCUCAUCGUUCCGUUCUUCAUCAACGCCCUCAUGUUCUGGGUGGUAGAUAAUUUCCUAAUGAAGAAGCACAGGACAAAAGCAAAGCUGGAGGAGAGAGAGGAGGACUCACGGGGGAACAGCAAGGUGCGCUACAGACGAGCUCUGUCCCAUGAUGACUCGGAGUCAGAGAUCCUUUUCUCAGCAGACGAUGAAAUGGAUGAGUCAGAUGAAGACGAUGUUCGCCGGCUCACUGGCCUGAAGACGGUGAAGAAGAAGAAGCUUCGCAUGGGGAUCCCUCCGGGCGAGGUGAAGAAGAAGAAGCGUCCCCCGAUGAAGGUGGAGGACCUGAAAGGAGCUCGCAGUAAACUGGGACUGAAGGGCGAGGCUAAGAGUAAGACCUAUGAGGUCAUGGUGGAGUGUGAACGUAUGGGCAAAACGGCACCAUCUGUGUUCAGCAGUGUGAGGACGGGAACAGAGACGGCCCUGAGCAAGCCUGCUGCUGCCAAAGCUCCUGGAGGCAGUGGGUUCAGCAAGUAGAGGCACGACAGGAUACAACAAAAGCACUGAAGAAACACACCAUAGUCUUGAUGUUUCUGAGUCAGUGGUGAUGCUGCAGGAUAAUGUAAUGAAGUGAUAGUUAAGAGAAACGGACUAGUUGACGGUAGAGUUCGUUGACAUCACUGCUAUGUAAGCAGUUAUUGUACUUUGUAAUUUGCACAGUGCAACAGACAUGGAGAACAGGUUUAGAUUGAUGUGGCUGGUGAUCUGUAAAUGAGAUGUGACAUUUAUUUAUCAGUGUUGACAAAAAAAAUUGCGUAUUUGUUCUUUUUUUUACCUGACCAUUUUCCUAAAUAAAUGAUUUCCCCCUGUA